Messenger RNA from Paramuricea clavata, 3927 nucleotides. The record is from the annotation of a GenBank genome assembly. NCBI's taxonomy places the organism in Eukaryota, Metazoa, Cnidaria, Anthozoa, Malacalcyonacea, Plexauridae.
AUGGAAAAAACAUUUACCCUGUCACAAAUAUUAGAUUAUGGAAGAGCAUUAGCUCGUACAGACCAACAAACAAAGGAAAUUAUAAAAAAGGACAUUUCUGAUGGUAAUGAGGAACAUACUAAUCAAUUACAACAGGAUCACCGAAGACCUAGAACAACCAGUAAGUACUCGUCAUCAUCUAGUAAGAGAUGUUUUAAAUGUGGACUGGGGUUUCCACACAAGGAUAACCAGAAAUGUCCAGCUGUAGAUAAAGAAUGUUACAAGUGUCAUAAAAGGGGGCAUUUUGCUCGUGUAUGUAAAACAACCGGAGGAGCUCCUAGUUCAUUCCAGCGUGUUAAUAAGGUUGAUGAACGGCAUUCAUCAACCCACAAAUCAACAAGUAAUUCGAGUAGUGACUCAGACAGCAGUUCAGAACACAUGUUCACAGUUCAACAAGCAUAACAAAGUAAGCAUCCCUAUUCUACGGUCCGCGUUAAUGGAGUCCCGAUGAAAAUGAUGGUGGACAGUGGUGCGUCUGUUAACGUUUUGGGUCCUGAGGAAUUCGAACAUUUAAAGCAAACAAAGCAAAGAAUCAAUAUCCUUAAAAACAACCAACACAAGGAUGCAUGCUUUUGGAGAAAAUAACCCUAUUCCCCUAUUAGGCACAGUGGAGACACUAGUAGAAUCAAAACAUUGUAUGAGAGUGACUACAAUUUACAUUAUAUCACAUUUGUGUCGGUUUUCUUUGAUCGUCCGAGGUUUAUAACUAGCUUAUAUACCUUGAAUAAAUAAUUGGAUUAAACCUGUAGACAAAACGCGAGAAUUUUUCAUUAUAAGUUUUUGAAAAUGACAAGAUAUGUUAGAAAACCUCCACAAAAGUCGGUUUAUAACUGAUAUAUUGCCCUCGGACGCUACGCGUCCUCGGGGGCAAUGCAUCAGUUAUAAACCUCCUACUCGGUUUAUAACUCUAACUUACAGCAUCUCAAUAUGAUAAAUUGCUAAGUAAUACAACAGCACAGCAAUUAAGACUUAUUAAGCUUGAUCUAAAUUCAGUUUCUCAGCAAGCAGUACAAGAGGGUGAUUCGGAAAGAAAAGCUUCGCGACAAACCGCAACCCAAGUUCGGAUACCCACUACAACCAGUAACUCGACAAGUAGUAAUGGUUAGAAAAUGACAAAAGUAUGCACAAGUACGCCAGACACGUACAGGGCGAGUCUCGACUCUUUUAGAAGAGUACGCAGAUGUAUUUGAAGGUGUAGGACAUCUUAAAGGGUUUGAACAAAAACUGCACAUUGACAGCGUGCCACUCGCGGCCCAAACAUACCCUAGAAUACCUUUUAAUCUUCGUCCUCAGUUAGAGAAAUGGCUUCAAGAGUCGCAGGAUAAUGAUUUGAUUGAACCUAAAUGAUUUAAAUUAAAUUAAAUUAACCUGUCGUUAAUAAUAAAAGUACAGAGUGGGUCAGUGGAGUAGUGAUCGUGCCUAAGCCAAAAAUCCGGACGAAAUACGCGUAUGUGGGGACUAUCGCAGAGUUAACGAAGCCGUUAAGAGGGAACAUCACCCUAUGCCUACAAUUGAGGAACUAACAGAUGAUAUGAGCAAUGCAGCUCACUUUUCUCGCCUGGAUUGAAGAAGCGGAUACCACCAAAUUGUGCUUAACGAAGAAUCGCGUGGUAUAACAAUUUUACCACCCAUAAAUGUCUUUUCCAGAGGAAAAGACUCCCUUUCGGAAUCAACUUGGCAGGCGAAGUGUUUCAAAAUGCUAUCAAGCAUGCAUUGCAAGGAUUGAAUGGAGUUAAAAACAUUGUUGAUCACAUCAUUGUUUGGGGGCGAACUCAAAAAGAACAUGAUGACAAUCUUCAAGCUCUAUUGCAGAGACUAAGAGACACAGGAUUGACUGCAAAGAAAAGCAAUUGCCUUUUCAACGUGGACAGUUUAUGGUUUUAUGGCACGAUUGCUAGUAAGAAUGGGAUCAGGCCUGACCAAGAGAAAGUUGUUGCAAUAAAAAAUACAUCUGCCCCAAACAAUGUAAAAGAACUUCGUAGCUUUCUAGGACUCGUGAAUUACUGUUCGAAGUUUAUUCCUAAUUUCUCCACCAUUCCGGCGGCGCUACGGAAAUUGGACCGAAAAAAGGUUCCAUGGACAUGGGACGCCAGUCAUCAAGAGACCUUUGAUCAGGUUAAAUCUUCGCGAUCUGAACAGUGUACGUUGGCAUAUUAUGACCCUAACAGAUCAACGAGUGUGGUUGUGGAUGCUAGUUCUGUAGGACUACGGGAUAUUUUGGUUCAACAUGACGAACAGGGCAUUUUGAAAGUGAUAGCUUUUGCUAGUAAAGCAUUAACAAUAGUUUAACAGCGGUACUGUCAGACAUAACGAGAAGCGUUGGCAUGUGUGUGGGCAUGCGAGAAAUUUCAUUUAUAUUUAGUUGGUUGUCAGUUUACCUUGUAUACAGAUCAUCAAGCGUUAGAAAUCCUUUACUCAGCAAAGGCGAAACAAUCUGCUCGAAUACAGAGAUGGGCAUUGCGCCUCCAGCAGUAUAACUACACGGUCGAGUCAAGUAUCGUCCAGGCACAGGGAAUCCGGCAGAUUUCCUUUCGCGGGCUCCAAUUAACGAGCCCUCGGGACAGUCUAUUGCCGAAGAAUAUAUUAACUUUGUAACAGAGCAAGCCACCCCCAGAACAAUUACCUUGUAAGAGGUGCAAGAAGCGACAAAGAACGAUAAAGAACUGCAGUCCGUUGGACGAACACUUCAGUCUGGCAACUGAAAGACAAAUCCAUAUCAGCUUAUUUUGCAGUACGGCAUGAAAUAACAUCAGUAAGGGUGUACUGUUGAAAGGACACCGACUGAUUAUACCAAUAUCACUUCGAAAUAGAACUCUAGCCCUGGCACACAGGAGACAUUUGGGAAUUGUCAAGACAAAACAAAAUUUGAGAACCAAGGUAUGGUGGCCUAGAUUAGAUAAACAAGCAGAGCAACAUGUAAAGGAGUGUUUGACGUGCCAAAUAUCUGGUAAUCCUGAACCCCCUCCGCCUCUAGCAGUUAUCCCACCUCCAAUGGCACCAUGGUCAUGUAUUCAUGUUGAUUUCUAUGGACCAGCACCUACAGGAGAGCAUCUAUUGGUGCUGUUAGAUGAAACAACCGGAUUCCCAGAAGUUGAGAUUAUGAAUAAAACCACAGCUUUUCAUACAAUACGAGCGUUUGAAAAAGUUUUUGCCCGACACGGUAUGCCAGACACAAUUAAGACGAUAAUGGGUCGCCGUUCCAGUCCAAGGAAGUUAAGGAAUAUCUGACAACACAAGGCGUCCACCGUCACCGUGUUACACCUUUAUGGCCCCAGGCCAAUGGAAAAGUGGAAGGCUCCAUGAAACCUAUGGUAAAGCUAUUCGAGCGGCUUUGGCAGAGGGUCAAGAUUGGCAAAGAGAACUAUUCGCAUUUUUGAUGAAUUAUCGUACUACGCCCCACCAAUCUACAGGUGUGGCGUCAGCCGAGAUGCUUUACAAAAGAGUAAUUGGAUCUACCGUUCCGUCUUUCUCUCAGGCACCUGCCAAUACAGCUGCAGAAAAGGUUUUGAAAAGAAAGGAUAAGUCAAAACAAUAUGUAGAUGCCAGAAGACAUACAAGAAAGUCAGCGAUAAGGGAAGGAGAUACAGUGUUGGUGAAACAGAAAAAGAAGAAUAAGUAUACAACCAUGUUUCGUCCUCAACCAUACAAAGUUAUCAAUGUGCGAUAUUCCAGAGUAACAGCGCAAAGGGGUGAUCAUGUGAUUACAAGAAACAUUUCGCAUUUUAAGAAAUUUAGUGGAGCGUAUAGAGAAACUGUUCUGAAGCCUGAGUCAGAAGACGAUAUUACCAUUGCGGCCCCACAAGCAGGACAGGACAAUGAUCAAGACAUAAUUGAAGAUAGGUAUCCUUUAAGAGCAAACAAAGGCGUACUGCCAGAUUUUUAUGGACG